AUGAACCAGACGUUCAGGCGCAUCACCUCAGGCUUUGCGCAAUCGGGCUCCACCAUACUGGUCGGCAGCACGACCUCGGGCUUCGUGUUCGCCAUUGAUAUCGACACGGGGGACGAGGUGUGGGCCACGCAGGCGUCGGAUCAGAUUGCGGGCGUGAAGGGAGUUACAGCCGGUUAUGAUGGCUUGGUGUUCGUAGCAACCAAUCGAUGUGUCGACCGGUAUUGCUAUCGCUACCGGAGCGUAACGAAUCCCCUGACCCCAGGCAAUUCUUAUGUCCGCGCCCUCCGCGCUACUGACGGCGCCUUCAUUUGGGGCUUCAGGCCCAACUCGCCGUUGUGGAAUUUCGUACCGCAGUUUAGCCAAAGUGGCAAUACUGUGAUGUUCAACGACUACGAGGGUGCUGUCUAUUCGCUGGACAUCGAAUCGGGCACUCUUCAGUGGAGGGCCGAAGGUGCAAUGGGAACCCACACUCAGGCGAGUUGUGUCUACAACGGCGAAACCAACCAGGUGUUUGCGUUGGGCGUUGCGCACUACGAUGGCGACUUCUGCAAUCCGUACGUCCCUAAAGGCAUCCAGCCGCCGUGCGGCACAGGGAACGACUGGCCCGGCUGGGUCAGGGCACUCAACGCCAGCUCCGGGCGGGUGGAGUGGGAGACCCCGCUCCCGCAGCCGCCCGCGGGUGCGGCCGUGGGCUACCUGAACACCCCGAGGUUCCACACGCGCCUCGUCGUGACGAUGGGCUUCAACUGUCACUACGGGGCCAAGUCCGAGUUGUGGACCAUCAGCCCCGAGAGCGGCCACCCGCGCGUGAAGGUCGAGGGCCCCACGCUGUGGACGGCGCGGUGCGCGGGCGACCAAGAGGGGGGCGACGUGCGCCGGGCGCAGACUGGGCGGGCCUACUGCGAGCCGGGCUCCUGGUCCACCCCAGUCAUCGACGGCAACGGCGACAUCUUCGUCGGCAGCCAGGUCGGGGAGCUGCAGCGGUUGGGCGCUGACUCCGCGGCCGCGACGGGGUCCAAGGAUUUCAGGCUGCUCUCCACGCUGACUACGGACGUGGCCUUCCAGGACGGGAGGACAAGGGAGCCAUCGCGCUGGCACCGAACAUCAUGGCCGUGUCGACGUGCACCUCUCUCAUCGUCUUCCACGCGUACCUCAACAAUGAGUCGUUCGGGCUCAACGGGACGUGGGAGUUCAUGCCUGGGCGCGAGAACUACCCGGCCUGGGAGGUCGAAACGUGAGUGGCUGGCUGAGGUGCGCCAUUGCACGUGGCGUGAUCAGGGCGCGCCGCUCGAUCCUCGCGCGUGUAGCCAGACCCCUGACGACUCGGAACGAUCAGACCCAUACGAGCUGCUGCUCUUCUUGUUCGCGUCAUGGGCACGGGCGCAGAGGGAGACCCCUCUGCUUGCCCUGCGAUUGCAAUUAUAA
Messenger RNA from Prorocentrum cordatum, 1425 nucleotides. Lineage: Eukaryota; Dinophyceae; Prorocentrales; Prorocentraceae. The record is from the annotation of a GenBank genome assembly.